Messenger RNA from Salvia hispanica, 2118 nucleotides. RefSeq names its product BAG-associated GRAM protein 1. The record is from RefSeq and is a predicted model, not a curated record. Lineage: Eukaryota; Viridiplantae; Streptophyta; Magnoliopsida; Lamiales; Lamiaceae.
AUCCAAAUUCCAAAAUUUUCCCAAUAGUUUAGCAGUUUCUCCGUUGCCUCGUUUUCUCCCUCAAUUCGUUGACUGUUUCUCUCUGACUAUACGUACACAACCUCCGUCUCUAUAUAUCAUGCACGCAAAUCACACACACUGAGCGUGCCACUGCGUGUUUGAUUCCCGCAUCGGAAUCCUUCGAUUCUGCUGCUUUUUUUCCCUCACGCCGUUGAAAUAGGGGGCGAAUUCAUGGGGGCGACGAUGGUGGUGGAGACGGCGAUGGAGUUUCUGCUGCCGUCGUGGUGGGAGGUGCAGGUCACGGUGGCGGCGGCGGCGUUUGUUGUGGUGGCGUAUUGGUUCUUCUCCGCCGGCGCUGACGGCGGCGAUGAUCGGGGAUUCGUGGAAGGCUCCGGAGGCGGCGCGGAUAUGAUUGAGGAAAGGGAAAAGAUGCUGUUUAAAGGGGAUUCUCAAACUAAUUCGGCAUACUUAAUUAAGGUAGAGCUGUUAGCAGCCAAGAAUCUAAUUGGGGCAAAUUUAAAUGGCACAUCGGAUCCCUACGCAAUUAUUACUUGUGGGUCAGAAAAACGCUUCAGCUCUAUGGUUCCUGGCUCAAGAAAUCCCAUGUGGGGGGAGGAGUUCAAUUUUUCUGUUGAUGAGCUUCCUGUUGAGAUAAAUGUGACGAUUUAUGAUUGGGAUAUAAUUUGGAAAAGUGCAGUUCUUGGAAAGGUAAUAAUCCGAGUUGAACAGGAAGGUCAAACUGGUGCUGUAUGGUAUACAUUGGACAGUCCAUCUGGGCAGGUCUGCCUACAUAUCAAAACCCUCAAACUCCAGAUGAAUUCUUCCAGGGUUUUGAAUGGCUAUGCUGGUACUAAUCCUCGAAGAAGGCCUUCAGAUAAGCAAGGGCCUACAGUUGUUCAUCAAAAACCUGGACCACUGCAAACAAUUUUUAAUCUUCUCCCUGAUGAGAUUGUGGAACAUAGCUAUUCUUGUGCACUUGAGAGAUCAUUCUUGUAUCAUGGUCGGAUGUAUGUAUCAGCAUGGCACAUCUGCUUCCAUUCGAAUGUUUUCUCCAAACAAAUGAAGGUAAUGGUACCUUUCGGAGACAUAGAUGAGAUAAAGAGGAGCCAGCACGCAUUUAUAAAUCCAGCUAUUACAAUAAUUCUUCGGAUGGGUGCUGGGGGGCAUGGUGUGCCUCCUUUGGGAAAUCCUGAUGGUAGAGUUAGAUACAAAUUUGCAUCUUUCUGGAACAGAAAUCAUGCAUUGAGAGGAUUACAGCGUGCAGUAAAGAACUAUCAUGACAUGCUAGAAGCUGAGAAGAAGGAAAAGGAACAGUCUGCAUUGCGUGCACAUAGCAGCUCUAUCAAAGGCAGCAAUAGGCAAUCUAAGAUUUCCGAGCAGAGUGUGGCAAAGACUGAAAAGUCACAGCCAUUCAUCAAGGAGGAAGUGCUUUCUGAAAUUUACAAUGAUGUUUUCCCGUGCACCGCAGAACAAUUUUUCAAGCUUUUGUUGGAUGAUGAUUCAACCUAUACAAAUGAGUAUCGUACUAUCCGAAAGGAUUCUAAUCUUGUUAUGGGUCAGUGGCAUUCUGCUGACGAAUAUGACGGUCAAGUCAGAGAAAUUACGUUUAGAUCUGUGUGCAAUAGUCCGAUGUGUCCACCAGAUACAGCAAUGACGGAAUGGCAACAUGCUGUUUUAUCUGCAGACAAGAAAAUACUGGUGUUUGAGACCGUACAACAGGCACAUGACGUACCAUUUGGGUCAUACUUUGAGAUUCACUGUAGAUGGACGUUAGAGUCUAAUUCCGAGUCUUCAUGCACCAUUAAUAUUAGAGUUGGUGCUCAUUUCAAGAAAUGGUGUGUGAUGCAAUCCAAGAUCAAAUCAGGCGCUAUUAACGAGUAUAAGAAAGAGGUGGAUAUGAUGCUGGAUGUAGCGCGUUCAUAUAUCCAGACGAAGACUUCGUCUAGCAAGAUGGAAACUACACCAACAACUCCGGCUGUUGUUCAAGAAAGUAGAUAAAAUUGUGGUACAAAUAGAGUAGUGAAAGGAGAAUUGUAAUCAAUAGAUAAAAAUUGUUUGUAUAGGAGUAAUAUUUAUAAUGAGAAAAAUAUUUAAGCUUAUAACCACUUAUAAUUUAUA